This is a messenger RNA of Verticillium nonalfalfae, 825 nucleotides long. RefSeq lists its product as uncharacterized. The transcript has 3 exons. The record is from RefSeq and is a predicted model, not a curated record. Bases 1 to 825 code for a protein of 274 amino acids. Gene Ontology annotation, cellular component: trans-Golgi network; endosome. Gene Ontology annotation, biological process: phospholipid translocation; retrograde transport, endosome to Golgi. Lineage: Eukaryota; Fungi; Ascomycota; Sordariomycetes; Glomerellales; Plectosphaerellaceae.
AUGUGGUUCGCAACACUUACGGGCUAUCUGGCCCCCGUCUUCCUCGUCCUGUCGCCCGUCAUCUCCUACAGCGACCAGGCCAUCUCGAUGCACAGGAACAAGUCGAGCGCCGGCUUCUCACUCGACAUUCCCUUGAUCAUGCUGGUGUCGUCGUUGCUGAAGCUCUUCUACUGGCCCGGCGCGCACUUUGACAAUGCGCUCCUCAUCCAGGCGAUCGUCAUGAUUGCCAUGCAGGUCGCCCUCCUCAAGAUCGCCCUCGACCACCGUCUACCGCCCUCCUCCAAGGGAGGAGAAUUGGCAGUGCCCUUUGCCGGCGCCGCGCACGAGGAAACACCGAGGCCGUUCAACUUUUGGCAGUGGAGGUCGCCCAAGCCGUACUGGCACGCCCUCUUCUACCUCUUCAUCGGCCUGCUCGCGCUCGAGCUCAUCCUGACGCCCGUUCCCGCCGUCUACGGUACCUACUCGACCGCCAUCGGCUUCCUGGGCCUCGGCAUCGAGGCCAUCCUUCCGAUCCCCCAGAUCCUCACCAACGCCCGCGUCCAGUCUUGCAAGGGUUUCCGCGUCUCCCUGCUGGCGAGCUGGCUCAUCGGCGACGCCAUGAAGGUCUUUUGGUUCUUCACAGCCUCGACCGAAAUCCCGCCGGCCUUCAAGAUGUGCGGCAUCUUCCAAGCAUGCUGCGAUUCCCUCCUGGGCAUCCAGUACGUCAUGUACGGCGACAAUAGCGCAGCGCCUGUGGUCGUCAAGGAGCACCCGCUCGAGGACUUUCAGCCGGGCACCUUCAAGCCGCCUGUGCUGGAGAUCAACGGGCGGCCCACGCAGGCGUGA